Gadus morhua (Atlantic cod) is the source of this 3280-nucleotide messenger RNA. It is a transcript of the gene rnf5, whose product is annotated as ring finger protein 5. The record is from RefSeq and is a predicted model, not a curated record. The transcript is spliced from 6 exons. Gene Ontology annotation, cellular component: endoplasmic reticulum. Lineage: Eukaryota; Metazoa; Chordata; Actinopteri; Gadiformes; Gadidae. The coding region runs from base 124 to 753 and encodes 209 amino acids. Gene Ontology annotation, biological process: ubiquitin-dependent protein catabolic process. Gene Ontology annotation, molecular function: metal ion binding; ubiquitin protein ligase activity.
CUCCGGAAACGGAAAUGCGCAGGUACCAGUGACAGGCACCGUGACAGUCAGGUCCUCCUCGUAGCUCAAGCUCGGAUAUAGUGCGGGUAGCAGUGGGCUUAUUACUGUUCCAGUACAACAGAAAUGGCGGCCGCGGAUCCCCGCUCCUCGAGUGACGGUGGACCCGCCGGCAGAGGAGGAUUCCCGGCCGGAGAGAGCAGCAACGAGCGCGACGGCCCGGGGAGGAGCGGCGGAGAGGGGGAGCGGGAGCCGGACCGGGCCACGUUCGAGUGUAACAUUUGUUUGGACACUGCGAGGGACGCUGUCAUCAGUAUGUGCGGCCACUUAUUCUGCUGGCCAUGUCUACACCAGUGGCUGGAGACACGGCCCAGCAGGCAGCAGUGUCCGGUGUGUAAGGCCGGGAUCAGCCGAGACAAGGUGAUCCCCCUGUAUGGGAGGGGCAGCAGCAGCCAGGAGGACCCCAGGUUGAAAAUGCCCCCCAGGCCCCAAGGCCAGAGGACGGAGGCGGAGACCAGAGGAGGGCCCUUCCAGGCGUUCGCGGACACCGGCUUCCACAUGUCCUUCGGCAUCGGCGCGUUCCCCUUUGGCUUCUUCACCACCGUGUUCAACACAAACGACCCCUUCCACCGAGCAGACCAGUACGCGGGCGAUCACCAAGGCAACGGUAACGUCAACAACGGCAACAACAACUGGCAGGACUCCCUCUUCCUGUUCGUCGCCAUCUUCUUCUUCUUCUGGCUCCUCAGCGUGUGACGGAUGGACGGACGCGCGGAGAGGAAUUCAAGGAGCACACUCGCACACACGCACAAACAUACACACACGCACACAUCAAAAGGAUUUUUAAAGUUUUUCUUCCGAGGAAAACAAGCUCCCCCAGAACUGUUCCUACUCCUUAGAAGACUUUCGCCCCCCCCCACAACUCCCUGUGUCUUUUGCUUAUGAGGUCUGCCUUUUGAAUCGAGCAACAGAAGGUGUGUCCCCUGAAACGUGUGAGGGUCAGGAAUGGGCUGUGAAUCUGGAAUGGAAUGUGGUUGGAGUCUAGAAUCGUGUGUAAAUCUGCAAAUGUGGUGUUAUUCUGGUAUGUUGUGUCCUCCCUCCCUCCCUCCCACUGCGCGCACACACACACACACACACACGUACACACACACACACACGUACACACACACACACACACACACACACACACACACACACACACACACACACACACACACACACACACACACACACACACACACACACACUCGUAGGGUGAUGACGGGUGGCUGUUGGUCGGUACGGGGUCAUGGUUCCGUGCCGCUCUGUGGCGUAAGGCAGUAUUACAUCGUAACAUGAGACAACGUGUGUGUUUUCAUUGGCCGUGGGGUCUGAGGCGCGGUAGAGCCCUGUAGAACGAGGGUUCGCUCGCCCCAGUUUCGGUUUGUCGGUUUUCUUCGGUCUGUUUGAAAGCGUUUCGUACAAAAGGUUAAUUCCUUUAAAUAGCAAUGAUUCAGUUAAGUCAAGUAAACAGGGUUGAACUGAGACGAGUCGACUCAUGAUAUAACGCUAAUGUGUAGUUGUUGCCAUGCCAACUUUGAUUUUUUGUUUGUUCCAAAGAGAUCAGAAUGUUAAAUUAUGAAAUAGUUUUUUUGAUUAGAGUUUAAAGGUUGUCAAGAGUGUCCAGGGUUAUUUUUAUCGUGGAUCUUAACGAUUAAAACGACGAAACGGACCCGAGUGCAGUAGGCCUGGGGACGGACGCACACACUUUUUCUAUCUAUAUUUGUCUUAACAAAAAAAACUGCCAUUGCACUGUGAAGUCGUCGACAGACGGUCAUGUUGUCCCUUGGCGGGGGGGGGGGGCAGUUUGGAUCGGUCAGAAUGGAAUUAGAAUCUAAUCGAAACACGAAGCGUAACAUCUCGUAGCGGCACUGGGAGUUGUUUCGCCGCCGUUAAGCCUAUGUGUGCGUCGACUGCUCGUAACAGAAUAAUACGUCGUGUGUUUGUGUUUUGCGAACCAUUAAAAAAGUGGCGCAGCAGUGUUAACAUUCACAGAUCUGGGAGCGUAUGCCAGGUGACUAACUAAGACACAGUGCAGGGAACUGAGUGUUCUGGGGUAUAGAGGCACGGAUAGAACACGGUCGGUUCUAUCGCCGUAGACCUUGAUCUCAUGGCGGCCAUGUUGGCUGGUCGGGUGGGUGAACCUUCUAGACUCUUCGGGGCUGCAAUGAUGACUCGAUGGAAACGCGUUUCUUAAUGAUGCCUGCGUUGGGGAAUGGAAUGCAGAACUGAGGCUUAUGUGUUGCAUCUUCUUGGUUCCCCCAACGGUUCUAGUGUUCCCCUCCCAACUCAACAAUGUGGCCGCUCGAUGAAUGCGCAACGUGUUUUUCCUGAUUGUACUAAACUUGUUUUUCCUGAUUGUUUUGUAAGUGUCUGUUCGUCAACGGGUGGACGUGUUAUAUCUAUAUAUCUAUAGAUCUAUAGAUGUAUAGAUCUUUAUAUAUAUUAGUAAAUGCCAUUUUUUAACGUGUCUCAAUGAACAAAUGCCUUGGGAGAUGUAGAACAGAAACAGAUGUGAUGCUAUGCAGCUGGCAUUCAAAAAGGAUAACGAUACGCAAAAGGCAGGUUCCACUUACGCUCUACGUCUGCAGAGUGUCUAAUCCCCGCCGUCACCUGGCAAUAUUAAACAUUAAAAACACUUCCCGCUGUAGUAAUCAACUGGCCCAGCGCGGACUAGCGGUGAGCUCCAGCAGCGAGCGUUUUUUGGAUUCCUACACAUCGGGUGACGCGGACUCUCGUCCCGUUUGCCCGCUCGUCCCGGCGGGCAAACUCAUUCACAAGGCGGACGGAGGGGAAGGACAUUCAGAACGGGGAUGAACGAUCGGACUGCUUGAAAGACCCCCAGGUUCCCCGAGAACAUGACACAGACCCCCAGAUUCCAGAGCUUUUCGGCUUGAAAGAUAAGGUUCUGGCGUCGACACAGUGGACGGCAUCAGCGUUCUAUGUGGCCCACUCGGUGACGGGUUACUCUGUGGGCAGGGUCAAAGGUCAGGCCUGUAAAGGGGGGGGGGGGGGGCAGGGGGGGUUGGACUUGAGGUACCAGGGUUCGUUGUUUUUUUCUUGGUGUAAACCACUGUCUGGUCAAGCUGUACAUUUGUAUUCUCCAGCUUUGGAGCGGCGGAGGCGUCAGGGAAUCCCUUCGUGUCUUCUACAUAUUGAGUCGUUGUGCGAAACCAAAUGUUCUGGGAGGGACGUGUGGGGACGGGCUCCCAGAGUGUGAAUAAAGUAGAUGUUUAAUACUUUA